AUGAGCAACGAAAAUGCAUUGCUAGGCAUUGUCUGCAAGUUUCCUGCCCUACGAUCAGAAGAAAACGAAGUAGAGUCGAAAAUCGAGCAGGCGCAAGUCUCGAUUGAGUUGCCAACGACGGAAUUCCAAUCAUGGCUACGCGACUUCAGUCGCGAACAGAACAUCCCUGUGUCUAGCAUCUUCAUUGCUCUAUGGGGCCUAAUUUUGAAUACCUUCACGGGAAAUGGAGAAAUCUGCAUGGCAUCUGUGCUAGGCAAUGCACAGCUUGAGCUGGUUACCACCGUGGUAGACGAGCAAGCCACUAUCAUAGACUUGCUUCAGUCAGUUGCAGAUGGAGCGCGACACACUGGAGACUACACAUCGGAGCUGCCGUGCAACACGGCUGUGUACUUCGACCGCAAAAUAGAAGAAAUUGACAGGGACCUAAAACAAUUCGAAGUAUCCCUGGUAGUAGUGGAUGCAGAUGCACAAACCGAGAUCGAUAUUACUCUGAUGUAUCAAACCAACCAUCUUGCACCAUCACAGGCAAAAUACGUCGCACAAACGGUCAGUCAGUUGCUGAAGGAACUCGAGCUUGAUGCAAAACGACAAAUCUCGCAAAUCAACCUUCUACACCCUGAAACCGAGAGGCAGCUACAGACUUGGGGCAGUCACCCUCCAGCAGUGGUUGAAUUUUGCGUGGGACAACUAUUUGAGGAGACGGUGCGACAAAGGCCACAAAAUGAGGCAGUGUGUACGGCCGACGAGGUUCUCACAUACCAGGAGCUGGAUCACCUUAGUGGACGAUUGGCCCUUCAUCUGCAGGAUCUUGGAGUAGGACCAGAAGCUGUGGUAAUUCUGUGUUUCCCCAAAUCAGCGUGGGCCGUGGUGGCCAUGAUGGCUGUCAUUCGUGCGGGUGGUGCUAUCCUGUUUCUGGAUCCAUCACAUCCCACAGCCCGACACCGUGAAAUUGCGGAUCAAGUCACAACACAAUGGCUCCUCACUGCACCGGAGCAUGCUGCCCAGAUGGAAUGGCUCGAUGGUGCAGUAUUGUCUAUCGAUCGUGCCUUUGUGGACUCCUUAGGGCCGACUCCCGAGGGAAUGGUUCUAGAAUCAACCGCCAUCUCCUCCAACACAUUGUACAUUAUCUUCACCUCGGGCAGCACUGGCAAGCCCAAAGGAUGUGUCAUUGAACAUCGACAGUUCUUGACUGGGUCUCGUGCACAGCAGAAAGCGUCUGGGAUGGAUUCCAACGAUCGAGUGUUGCAACUGGCCUCGUUCACCUUUGACGUGAGUAUCCUUGAGAUUUUAACCUCACUUAUAUCGGGAGCCUGUGUCUGUAUCCCAGACGACCGACAGCGGUCGCAGGGGCCAGCCUCCUGCAUCCAGCAGUUUGGUAUCACCUGGGCCUUCCUCACACCAUCCCUGGUAAAGUCUAUGCGUCCAGAGCAGGUACCCACUCUGAAGUUCCUGGUGUUGGGAGGCGAAGCAGUUUUGGAGGAAAAUAUUCAGGUCUGGGCACCGCAUGUGCGAUUGGCGAACGGAUAUGGACCAACUGAAUGCUCCAUCGCUGCAACAGCAAAUGUUGUACUUUCCAUCCACACCAAUCCCAUGAACAUCGGAUACCCCUUGGGUGGCUGUUGUUGGAUUGUAAAGCCGGAUGACCAUGAUAGCCUCGUUCCCAUUGGAGCUCCUGGAGAGCUGCUCAUCCAAGGUCCCAUCGUCGCGCGUGGAUACUUCAAUGAGCCCGAAAAGACCCAAGCUGUCUUCCUGGACUCAGCCAAGUGGGUUCAUGCGGAUCCUACAUCAUCUUCACGCAUCUACAAGACUGGCGAUUUGGCUCGUUUCAACGCGGACGGUACAAUCCACUUCAUAGGCCGGAAGGAUAACCAAGUGAAGUUACGCGGCCUACGAAUCGAGCUGGGUGAAAUUGAACACCGCAUAGCCGCCCACCCACUAGUUCGACAAGUAUCUGUUGUACUCGCAAAAGAUGGCCCUUGUCAGGCUAAACUGACGGCCGUGGUCUCCUUGAAUGAGCUUCAGCAGCCAUCGUCGAACCUCGAGUUGCUCACCGGAGAGCAAUAUACCGCUGCCACAGACCAACUGGGGGCCGUUGCCAUGUCAGUCUCAGAGCAACUGCCCAGUUAUAUGCUGCCAACGGUAUGGGCGCCAGUCUGGUCUAUCCCGUUGACAGUCUCCGGGAAACAAAACGGAGUGGCAGUUCGCCAGUGGGUGCAGCAAAUGUCUAUCGAAACAUAUAAUGGACUCAUCGGAAAAGGUGGCGACCUUGAGCGGGUUAGCCCAUCAAAUGAGCUAGAGCGCGAAGUGGAAGCGCUGUGCUGCGAAAUUCUGGGCUUCCUACAGCCAGAAGAGGUGUGGCUAAACAAGUCCUUCAUCCAGAACGGGGGUGACUCCAUCAAGGCAACACAGCUCCUCGAUAGAUUGCGCCGCCAGGGAGUUGCCGUUUCAUUUGAGGAUGUGAUGCAAAGUGUGAGCUUGAUUGAGCUUGUUCAACGCAUUGAGACUCAAGCUCCAGUUAAUCCUCCUGCCCAUCAGGCGGUCCGUGAAUAUUCACCCUCCUUGGAUGAGAAGCGACUUGCACGAGUUGGCCUCGACAUCAACUCGGUGGAGGAUGUGUAUCCGCUGUCCCCUGUCCAGCGAGGCAUUCUCCUAAGCCAACAGCAGGAACCAGCGAGCUACCAGUUGCGUAUCACCUGCGAGGUAUUGCCCUCACCAGGAGGUAAGAUUAACCAACUUCGCUUGCUGGAUGCGUGGCAACAAGUUACUGCCCGGCACCCUGCGCUGCGGACCAUCAUGGUUGAGACUGAGACCGAGGACGGCCUGUUCGACCAGCUAGUUCUGCAAAACAGCAACGCAAGAAUUCUGGAAUGGAAACAAGAAAGUGAAAACGCCUUUUGGAAAGCCCAGGCAGAGUUCUCUAGGACAGAUACGGCGCUGCAACCGCCAGUGGUGUUCAUAGUCUCCGUCACAGAUGAUGGGAAGAACUUCGUCACAAUCGACAUCAGCCACGCCCUUGUCGAUGGAGUCUCCAUCUUGAUAUUGUUACGGGACGUCUGUCUUGCAUAUGAUGGCAAACUGCCAACGGGUCGUACAAUAAAAUACUCUUCUUAUAUUGACUAUAUCCAACGGCUGUCUGUCGAGUCCUCCUUACAAUAUUGGACUAAGCACCUGGAAGACGCCAUCCCCUGUCACAUUCCCACUCUGAACGAUGACAUCCUCAUUGAGGGCCAACCAGGCGAACUGAAAAUGGAUAUCGAGGGCAUAGACGCGCUUUAUGAGCUUUGCGCUGCCAUGAACUUCACGCCGGCCACUGUUUUCCAAGCUGCAUGGGCUCUGGUCUUGCAGGCCUAUACAGGCCAGGAUGAUGUCUCCUUUGGCUAUCUCACUGCAGGCCGCGAGAUGCCUGUGGCUGAGAUUAGUGAGGCAGUCGGUGUGUUUAUCAAUAUGAUGGUCUAUCACAUGCAGCUCUCUCCGCAGACCACCAUCGCUUCGCUUGCGAAGGAAACCCAGAAGAGCUUUUUGGGAGGCCUUCCCCAUCAGCACUGUUCGGUUGCUGAAAUACAGCACGCCUUAGGGCGUUCCAAACCGUUAUUCAACACCAUCAUGUCUCUACAGAGCGCCCUAGGGGAGGAUAUAUUGAGCGGAGAGCCUGAUGGGAAGCUAGGCUUCAGGGUUGUGGCUGAAUUUGACCCAACGGAGUAUGAUGUCUCGGUCAAUAUUUUCGUAUCUAAAGAACGGGUGUCCCUGACCCUUCGUUACUACAGGGCAGCUCUCAGCGAUGCCAUGGCCGAGAACGUCCUAGCAACGUUUUGUCGUGCUAUCUACACCGUUGUUCACAGACACACAUCCAUUUUAAGCGAUUUGGACAUGAUGAGUGACCGAGAUCAUGCUCAAAUUGCACGUUGGAAUAACCAUCAAUGGGUUGAUGUCGACGCCUGUGUUCAUGAUUUGAUUUCCGACCAAGCACUCGCUCGCCCUCAGGCCAUCGCCAUCGACGCCUGGGAUGGCAGCUUUACUUACCAAGAGCUGGAUUCCAUAACCAGUGCUCUGGCUAAACUGCUCGUGCAAAAGGGUGUCGAACCAGAGACUUUUGUGCCCAUUGGCUUUUCUAAAUCCCGCUGGACAGUUGUUGCCCAGUUAGCGACGUUGAAAGCAGGAGGAGCAUGUGUUGCCUUUGAUCCCGAGCACCCCAGAAGCCGACGGGAAGGAAUAGUCCAGCAAUGCGAUGCUACUAUUGCCAUUGUCGCAGAAGGAAACGAGUCGUUAUUCGAGGAACUAGUGCCACUCGUAAUCGUCCUGGGGGCGAAUACUAUCAGUAACCUGCUCCAGAAUCAGCAAGCUUCCACCCUUGCUCCAAUUGUGCACGCAGUCUCCUCCUCCAAUCCUGCUUUUGUCGUUUUUACAUCUGGCAGUACUGGCAAGCCGAAGGGAAUUGUCCUCGAGCACCACGCGAUCUGUAGCAGUGCGAAGGCACAUGGUCCUGCCAUGAACUAUGGCCCGGAUGCCCGAGUCCUGCAGUUUGCCUCCUACACGUUCGAUGUCAGCAUCGGUGAGACUUUCACAUGUUUGAUGAGUGGUGGCACACUUUGCAUUCCCAGUGAGGAUGAAAGGAUGAAUGAUUUAGCUGGUGUCAUCAACAGGAUGAACGCUAAAGUUGUAUAUCUCACGCCGUCAGUUGUGAGUCUGCUACACCCAUCGCAGGUCCCCGGAGUCCACACCUUGGCGCUUGGAGGUGAAGCCGUUCGAGAGAACAACAUCACAACCUGGGCGGAACGCACCAAUCUAGUGAACAUCUAUGGCCCAGCUGAAUGUUCUGUGUGGUCGACAGGCCUUCAAGGAGUGCCAAAAUCCGCAUCUCCGCGAAACAUCGGCUAUGGUCUUGGUGCCAGGAUGUGGAUCACCAGUGUGGAAGAUCCAGGUAUGCUGUGUUCUGUCGGUGCUGUGGGUGAGCUAUUGAUCGAGGGACCAAUUGUUGCCCGAGGAUACCUGAAAGACGAUGCUAAGACACGUGCUGUGUUUAUCUCACCUCCUGCAUGGUGGUCAAAGUACCAAGCCCAGGAGUACGGCCAUGAUAUCAAGAUCUAUCGAACUGGUGAUCUUGCCAGGUACAACUCUGACGGCUCCAUUCAUUUCAUCGGUCGCCGGGACCAUCAAGUGAAGCUACAUGGACAACGUGUGGAAAUGGGUGAAAUCGAUCGGACAUUGCUGAUGCACGAAAAGGUUCAGAAUGCCCUAGCUAUAGUGCCCACAAAAGGCCGGCUGGCAGGUAAGCUGGUGGCGGUGCUAAGUUGGAAUGACGAGGUUCAUACUCUCAGCAAGGCUGGUAUCGAGUUGCGCGGGGUUUCUAAUGUCGACACAUCACCCGUAAGAGACUGGCUUGCCACGAGGCUACCUGCCUACAUGAUCCCUGCCACCUGGCUCAUCGUCCAGUCCAUACCAGUGACAAAAAAUGGAAAGUCCGAUCGUCCGUCCGUGGUUGCCUGGGUGGAGGAUUUGCAGCAGCUUGAUGAUAUCAUGGCACCAAGUGAUAGCGCCAAUGAUCCCGAGAGUAGUCCGAGAAACCAGAUGGAAACGGAUAUCAGGGAGGUGAUCAGCUCUGUACUCAAUCUUCCCCUAUCGGAUGUUUCUAUGAAUCGCAGUUUCAUGGCCUUGGGAGGAGAUUCAAUUACUGCAAUGCAGACCUCCUCCCGAUGUCGAGGCCGUGGCAUCCAGUGUGCAGUCAAAAGCAUCCUGAAGAGCAAAUCCCUUCGUCAAAUAGCUGCUGAAUCGACGAUUCUCACCAACACUGGGGAAUCGACGAGGACUGAUAGUCCGGCUUUCCGUCUCCUGCCAAGUAUACAUUCAUCCGACCUCGACGAAUGGGUCAGACGCUUGGGAUACACAGGACUCUCCGACAUCGAAGAUGCCUAUCCCUGCUGUCCCAUGCAGGAAGGAAUCUUGAUCAGCCAAGCGCAGACUCCGGAGACUUACAAGUUCUCAGCUGUAUGUGCUAUCCGAGCAGUAGACACAAGGAAGCCAUUGGAGAUGAAUCGGCUCCACAUGGCAUGGCAGCGUGUUGUCGCGAGCCAUCCUGUUUUGCGCACGUUUUUUGUUGAAGGACUAUCAGGAGACGCCUUGUACAGUCAAAUUGUACUACGAGAACACACUCCACGAGUUGAGACUGCCAAGACCCUAGAGAGUCUGUUGCGCUAUGAUCAGGAAAACCCCGUCGACUAUAACGAGUCGGUCCCACCGCACCGUAUGACUGUUUUUGAGGAUGAAGACGCCCUGUACUUCAACUUGGAGAUCAGCCAUACUUUGAUUGAUGGCGCAUCGAUGCCCCUGUUACUAGGUGAUAUCAGGGCGGCCUACGACAAUGAGAUCCCUUCUGGGCCUCUCUUUAGUGACUAUAUCGCAUUUUGGCAGCGACAGUCUCGCGAGGCUACCACCACAUUUUGGACCAAAUACCUGGAAAGUAUGCAGCCGGCCGUGUUCCCAUCUCUGCUGGAUAACAUUGUUCCCGAAAAGGCGCUCCGCGUGGUCAAAAUGCCAGUGACAAACAGCAUGCUCUCCGAGCUCCACGCUUUCUGCAGAGACAACGAGUUGACUAUUGCCAAUGUAUUCCAAGCCGCCUGGGCUCUGGUUCUGCGGGCCUACACCAGAAAUGUGGACGUGGUAUUUGGCUAUCUGUCAUCAGGGCGUGAUGCUGACGGUCUCGAUUUGGAUCACGCUGUGGGUCCAUUUAUCAACAUGUUGCCCUGUCGGAUCCAAGUCGACGAUUCCUCCAGAUUGGUCGAUAUUGUGAGAAAAAUCAACAGUGACUUUUUAGACUCUCUCCCGCAUCAACACACGUCAUUAGCAGAGGUGCAGCAUCAUUUGCGACUCUCUGGAGAGCGUCUGUUCAACACCACCCUUUCACUGCAACGAUCCAUGGUCGAAUCCGAUGAGAGGAGCAGUAGCAUUGCGGUCGAGUACAUCGGUGGUUCCGAUCCAACGGAGUAUGACCUAGGUGUCAGCAUUACGGUUGGAGACACUGUCAUUGAUGUUGAUAUCAAUUACUGGACAACUUUCAUGUCCGAUGAGAAAGCUAGCAUGCUGGCUUCAACUUUCAGCACAAUUCUCACUAAUAUGUUGGCCUCGCCGACUAAAGAAAUCCGAGCCCUCGACUUCAUCAGCGAACAGCAACAUGAAUACCUAAUGGCACUCAAUGGAAAUGGCAAAAUUCCCGCGACCACCGCAGGGUGCAUUCACGAUGAGGUCCACCGACAAGCGUUGGCCCAUCCAUCCGCACCCGCCAUUGAAUCUUGGGAUGCUUCAUUCACAUACUCUCAGUUGGAUCAAUGGUCUAACAAGCUAGCGACAAAGCUUGUCUCUAUUGGGGUCGGCGCUGAGCAUGUGGUAGCCCUCUGCUUCGACAAGUCUGCAUGGACCGUAGUGGCAAUGCUGGCAGUCCUCAAGGCCGGUGGUGCCUAUACUUCAAUGGGCCCAUCCCAUCCUAGAUCACAUCUAGCGCGAGUUAUCCUGGCUACCAAAAGUCUCGUAAUUUUGGCAGGAUCAAAAGAAUAUGGAAGCUUAGUAGGGGAUCUUGUGGAUCAUGUCAUCGUUGUUGAAUCUUCUCUAUUCCCAUCACUCCCCGAUCAUGAUUUGGGGAUUCUUCCAACUGCAUCUCCGAACAGUGCGGCAAUGAUCAACUUCACCUCGGGGAGUUCUGGAAAACCCAAGGGGAUUGUCGUCCGCCACAGUGGUCUACGCUCAAUGAUAGCGCACAACGCAGAUAUGGGGAUUGAUCGAUCCACUCGUGUCCUACAAUUCUCCGCGUACACCUUCGACACCAGUAAUGCGGAGAUUUUCUUCACCCUGUGUGUUGGAGCAUGUAUUUGUGUCCCAUCAGAGGAUGAACGGCUCACUGACCUGGCUGGGGCAAUGACGAGAUUGAGGGUGGACUAUGCAUUUCUGACUCCCUCGCUAGUCAUAUCCCUCUUACCAGAGAUGCUCCCCACAUUGAAGACACUGGUGCUUAUUGGAGAAGCUGUUCCCACUGAUCUUCCACCGAAAUGGCAGAACCAUGUUCGUUUACUUAACAGUUAUGGCCCGGCUGAAUGCUCGGUGAUGUCCUCUUUUGAGGUGUUGGAGGAUGGCGUGCCAUCGACCAGUAUCGGACGAGGGCACGGAUGCCUGUUCUGGGUCACCGAUCCCGAAGACAGCCAAAGACUUAUGCCGGUCGGAUGCUCCGGGGAACUGCUCAUUGAAGGUCCCAUUGUCACUCGCGGGUAUCUGGAUCCGAAGCUUACCGCAAAAUCGUUCAUUCCCCCUCCAGUAUGGCGUGGAGAGACGCGUAGUGGAUCGAGGUUGUAUAGAACGGGUGAUCUCGUCAGAAUCCUUCCGGAUGGAAACAUGCUGUUCCUAGGCAGAGCUGAUGGACAGAUCAAACUGAACGGGCAGCGUAUUGCCACAUGGGCCAUCGAGGAGGAUAUCACUCGUCACUCUCUGAUCCAUCAGACGGCCCUUGUCGUACCCACCGAAGGACCCUGCAAAAAGAAACUGGUUGCCAUAGUGGUAUUUGAGAAUGAAGUGUCUACACAGGAUGUUGCUAUAGAUGGGGUCGUACCCUUCAGUCAGGAUGCCGACAAGGGCAAAGCCAUUGACCAGGUCACCGCCAUCCGGGGUCAUCUCGCAGAAAAUUUCCCCAGUUAUAUGAUGCCCUCUGUCUGGUUGUUGUGCUCCCGUCUUCCUCUAACCGCAUCACGAAAGCUGGACCGGCUCACGGUCAAGAGCUGGGUGGAAAGUAUGGAUCAGCAGACAUAUUUCGAUGCGCUUGCUGAGAGGGAGCAACAAAUUGAUCCCACCGAGAGCGAUAUUCCCACGUCCAAUGCUGCGGAGCGUUUGCAGCGGAUUAUCGGUCGCGUUCUGAAUUUGCCGUUGAGUCAAGUGUCUCUGCAGCGAUCCUUUUUCAACCUUGGCGGUGACUCGAUUACCGCCAUGCAGCUGGUGGUGACAUGCCGAAAUGAGGGCAUAAAACUGCUCUUCAAAGACGUGAUGCGCAGUGCCAGCAUUAGCGCCCUAGCCGACGGUGUGCAGAUGGUCGACCAUAUCAAUGUGCACCAGCACAGAGACCAGUUAGACACGCCAUUUGACCUGACCCCCAUCCAGCAACUCUAUUUCCAGAGCAUAUCUCAAGGAAGCCAUGACGCGUCAGCAAAUCAAUUCAAUCAAAGUUUCCUUUUCCGCCUGACCUCCGAUGUGCCCGUGGAGCAGUUGAGGGCAGCGGUUGACAAGGUUGUUCAGCGUCACUCAAUGUUGCGAGCACGAUUCCGUCAGUCACACAACGGACAAUGGAAGCAAAUAUUGAUUGGCCACAGCGCCAUGGCAUAUCGAUUCAGGCACCAUGCUGUAGGCAACGAACAAGAGGCACUUGAUGUUGCACAACAGGCGCAGGAAGAACUUGAUAUUCAAAACGGACCUGUCUUCGGCGUCGAGCUCUUUUCAAUUACAGACCAGAGUCCGAUGUUAUUCCUAGUAGCUCACCAUCUAGUCAUUGAUUUGGUGUCGUGGCGCAUCAUCUUCCAGGAACUCCAAGAUUCGAUCGAUGGGCAAGUGUCUCAAGCCCCUACUCCUCCAUUUUCGUUCCAGCAAUGGCAGCAACUGCAGACCGAAUACGCUGCUGAGCAUCUUCCGCCCAGUCAGGCUUUACCCUACACGAUCCCCCCAGCAGACUAUGUUUACUGGGGCAUGGAAGACGUUCCCAAUUUUGCCGGCGACACCAUCCAAAUAUCUGCUGUAUUGGAACCACGGGAGAGUGAAGCCUUGUUGACCGGUUGUCACCAGGCAAUGAGAACAGAACCACUCGAUAUUCUUGUCGCAGCUCUAUUCGCCUCAUUUGCGGAGACCUUUCAACGAACCCCACCUGCCAUCUUCAAUGAAGGCCAUGGCCGUCAGCCGUGGACCAGUGAUAUCGACCUCUCCGACUCGGUGGGCUGGUUUACCACUGUUUUCCCGUUCUUCCUAUCCGGCCUAGAGCCGAACACACCCUCUAAGGAGAUUGCUCGUGGUGUGAAGGAUCAGAGGCGUACGCUUCCUGCCAAUGGAUGGUCCUACUUUACCUCAAGGUACUUGAACGAGAGUAGUGUGAAAGCCUUUGCCGACCACAUGCCCGUGGAAAUUCUGUUCAAUUAUCUCGGGUUAUACCAGGGGUUGGAACGUGCAGAAGGCAUUUUCCAGCUAGUGCCGUUUAACAAGGGCGAUGUAGGGUCUGCGGUGCGGCGUUACGCUCUGUUCGAGAUCAAUGUAUACGUGAUCAAUGGAUCUACACAUAUCUCUUUCACGUUCAAUCGUCAUAUGAAGCAUGUGGACCGUAUAGAGAAGUGGUUGGAGAACUUCACGACUUCUUUGAAGGAUAUGUCCCAGAGCCUGGCUGUGGCAGACUUCACUCUCACCCGGAGUGACUAUCCGCUCCUCAACAUCUCAUACCCUGAUUUGGAUAGGCUGCAAAACUCUCGGAUCCCUCAGCUUGGCCUGACAUUGGAUGAUAUCGAGGAUCUAUAUCCGUGCUCUCCGCUGCAAACAGGCAUCUUGCUCAGUCAGAUUCGUCUCGAGGAUGCAUAUCUCUACCACGCCAUCAUGCGGAUGGACUCCUGCGCUGGUGUGUCUCUGAAUGCGAAGCAACUGGCUGCAGCCUGGCAGCAAGUAGUCGAUCGUCACACAAUUCUGCGCACUGUUUUCCUCAAAGGAAUUACACAGCAACCGUUUGACCAAAUGGUUCUUCGCAGCCACCGCGCUGUAUCUCCGAUCCUGACUGCGGAGUCAAAUAGCCAGGCGCUAGACCUUCUCAAGCGCUAUGAGCCGCUAGUCCCAUCAAUAAUUGAACCGCCUCAUCGCUUGGUCGUGGUGCAAUGUGCAGAAGGCCCCGUUUUCUUCCGACUCGACAUGAGUCAUGCUCUUCUGGAUGGAACUGCAAUGUCGGUACUGAUCAACGACCUUGCAUCUGCGUACGGCAAUCAGAUAUCUGCCUCGCCGGCUAUCCCAUAUAGUGACUAUAUUGCAUAUAUCCAAUCACAGCCGGCGGCGGAUGGCCUAGAGUUCUGGUCGGAUCACCUGGCUGAUGUCAAGCCCUGCCAUUUCCCUUCUCUGUUGCUGUCUAGCGAACCGGAACCGGAGAUGAAAACUAUCGAUGUGACGGUGCCUGAUCACUGGGAAGUUCGUUCAUUCUGCCAGGAGAACAAUAUCACAUUGGCCAAUGUGAUCCGAUUGGCAUGGUCCCUGGUUCUUGCCGCGUAUACCGGCGAAGAGCACGUAUGCUUUGGCUACCUCACAGCUGGCAGAGAGGUUCCUUUACCGGGUGUCGAAAAUGCCGUCGGGCCUUUUAUCAACAUGCUGGUUUGUGCAACAAAUCUUGGCCAAAUUAGCCAGAAGCCGGUCGUUACUGAGUUGCAAGACCUUCACGAUGAAUAUCUCAAGAUGCUUCCAUAUCAACAUGUCGGUUUGGCUGAGAUCCAGCACGCGCUGGGUGUGACUGGCCAGUCAUUAUUCAAUACAGUAGUGAGCUUCCAGCGUCGUGAUGUUGGAAUGCUAGUGCUGGACGACCUUCAGCUCACGUAUCUGGAUGGAUGCGAUCCUACUGAGUACGAUAUCAGUGUCAAUGUUGCCGAUACCGAUCACGGUUUCACGGUUGAUCUGGGAUAUUUGACUUCACGACUUUCCCCGGAAUAUGCAGUCCAUGUCGCAGGAGCUCUUUCAGCCGCACUUACAUCUAUUGUUUCUCGCACUUCAUCUACAGUAGGAUCGGUUGAUAUUUUUGACUCCGCGGCCCAGAAGCAAAUCUUGGACUGGAAUUCCUCCAUGCCUCCAGUUGUGAAUGAGACUCUGCAGUCACUCUUCCAGCGACAUGUAAGUGCAUGUCCAGAUGCACCAGCCAUUGCUUCCUGGGAUGGACACAUGACCUAUGCGCAGCUCGACGAGAAAUCAUCCCAGCUCGCCCAUCUACUUGUCAACAUGGGCAUUGGCUCGGAUAAUCUCGUUCCAAUUUGCUUUGAGAAGUCAGCUUGGGCAAUAGUUUCCAUGCUUGCUGUUCUGAAGGCAGGCGCGGGCUUUGUCCCGUUGGAUCCUUCUAGCCCAUGCAACAGACUGGAACUUAUCAUACAACAGACAGCUUCGAGUUUGGUGUUGGCUUCCGAGGAGAAGAUGGCGUUGGUAGUUGAUCUCGUGCCCAAGGUGCUGGUGGUUUCUGCAAGUGCUAGCAUCUGGGAUGAGGAUGCCCACGUGUUGAAUGGCUCGGUUUCUCCCCUGAGUGUCGCAUAUGUGCUGUUCACCUCGGGCAGCACUGGAACUCCUAAAGGCGUUGUCAUGGAACACGCAGGAGUCAGUACCAGCGUAAUCCACCAUGGAAAGGAAAUUGGCUGCAGCGCUGCCACCAGAAUGUUCCAGUUCGCAGCAUUCACCUUCGAUGCGUGCAUCCUGGAGAUUUUCACGACUCUAGCCUAUGGUGGGUGUAUCUGUCUCCCAUCUGAUGCCGAGCGGAUGAGUGAUAUUUCCGGUUCCAUGACCAGAUUGGAUGCUAAUACCUCCUUCCUCACCCCUUCCGUGGUGCGUCUGCUUCGACCGGAGCAAGUGCCCACUCUGAAAACUCUUAUCCUUGGAGGAGAGGCGUUGCAUGAAGAUAACAUCCAAACUUGGUCAGAGAGUCUGCGUCUCAUGAACGGCUACGGGCCAACCGAAACCUGUGUUUUCUGUGUCAUGAAGACUUUUGCAGGCAAGAAUGACCGGUGCGACGUUCUCGGUCGUGCUGUGAGUUCUGUUGCCUGGAUCACUCGCCCGAACAAUCAUGAGCAGUUGGCUCCCGUUGGAGCCAUUGGCGAGCUUUUGGUGCAAGGAAGUACAUUGGCUCGAGGCUACCUCCACGACCAAACGAAAACUGAUCAAGUCUUCGUUUCGAAUCCGGCCUUCUAUUCGACGCCGGAGAAUUCUAUUGAGCGAUUCUACAAGACCGGAGAUUUAGUCCGCUAUAAUAUCGAUGGGACUAUCACGUACUUAGGCCGCAGAGACACACAAAUCAAGCUCCGUGGUCAACGAAUUGAGCUCUCCGAGAUUGAACAUCAGAUUAACCGUCAUUUGCCAUCGAACACACAAAUCGCGGUCGAGGUCGUGCUCCCUCACGGAGACCAGGAGCAAGCCCUUCUCGCUGUCUUCGUCUUCAAGCCUGUUAGAUUAGCAGGCAGCGAGCUCCUUGGAGAAGUCACCGCAGACACAAGAGCGUUGGCAUUGGAUCUCAAGGCUCAUCUCGCUCGGGUUCUUCCGCCAUAUAUGCAACCAUCUCUCUAUGUUCCCACCAACUGGACGCCAACAACAUCAGCACAGAAGCUAGACCGAAAGUCACUUCGCGAUGCGGUGACCAAGCUGAGCGAUGGUCAGCUGAAGGGUUAUUCUCUUCGCGAAGAUGGUCGGCGGGUGCCUCAUACUGUAUCCGAGAAGAAGGUCCAGGAACUAUGGCAUCGCAUACUGAAGAUUUCCUUAGACGAAAUCCGAUCAGAGGAUAACUUUUUCCAGAUGGGCGGAGAUUCCAUCGCAGCCAUGAAAAUGGCCGCUACUACUGGGGAAGAUUUCCCCAUCACCGUCAUGGACAUCUUCCAGUACCCCGUGCUAUCCGAGUUAGCUGCUGUGAUGGCCAACAAAGGUUUCGCUAACGACAACGAUCCUAUCUCCUUGGAGCCAUUUGGACUACUUGAUAACAUUCCAGAGAUUUCUAGUCUCGUGGAUACCAUCAGCCAUGAAUAUUCCAUCCCAUCCGAGUCAAUCGAAGACGUGUACCCAUCUAGCCCUCUUCAGGAAGGUAUGAUGGCUCUUUCAAUGCUCAAUCCCAAGUCGUACAUCCUGCGACGAGUUCUCCGCCUGGGUCCGGCUCUGGAUAUUGCUCGAUUCCAAUCUGCCUGGGAACUAGCCGCCCAGAAGAACCCGAUCAUGCGCACGCGCUUUGUACCAACUCCAAAUGCCGGGCUUGUGCAGGUCGUGGUGAAAGACACUAUUGACUGGAGGAGGGCGGCAGAUCUGGAGCAGUACCUGGAACGUGACAUGGCCGAGGCAAUGGUCUAUGGAGCUCCACCAGUACGGUAUGGUCUCACAGAGGAUGGCUAUUUCAUCUGGACCGCGCACCACGCCGUGUACGAUGGCUGGUCGCUGCCCUUGAUCCUCAAUCAGGUCCAGUCUGCUUAUGAGUACGAUCAUUGCCCCGAAUCCACCUCAUUCAACACCUUCAUCAAGUAUCUGCAAACCACCGAUGCCCAGUUGACUCGGUCUUUCUGGGAAGAGCGAUUGUCCGGGCCCCGUGCCUCAACAUUCCCGGAGCUGCCCUCGCCGUCAUACAGAGCUUCUGUUAGGGGCAGAGUGCAGCACGAAAUCCAUGUCCGACACCUUGCAGACUCCACCAUUCUUAGAACUACCAUAUUGCGAGCUGCCUGGGGCCUACUUCUUUCCCGCUAUGCAGAUAGCGAAAAUAUCGUAUUCGGUAUGACCCUCUCUGGCCGCAAUGGUCCAGUGUCUGGUAUCGAUGCCAUGAUCGGUCCCACAAUUACAACAGUACCUGUGCGGAUGAACAUCGCUCCAGCACUCACCAUCAAUGAGUUCCUUGCCCAGGUUCAGCAACAAUCGACGGAGAUGAUCCCUCAUGAACAUUUUGGCUUGCAAAAUAUUGCCGGCAUCAGCUCAGACUGUGCCCGGGGAAUCGAAUUCCAGAAUCUAUUCGUCAUCCAACCAGUGUCAGAUGCCACUGCAACUGGGGAUCUCUUGCCUGGUGUAGAAGAGAUUGAGCUGCCUCUGGAGGACUUUGACAGUUACCCCCUGAUAGUUGAAUGCUUUGUUGCCGACGACAAAAUCACCAUUGAGAUCCGCCAUGAUGAUGACGUUCUCUCGGCCUGGCAGGUGCAGACUAUGAUGUACCAUUUCGAACAUCUCCUGGAGCAACUUACGGAAACGAAGAAUCAAGAAGCUCAAGUCGCCUCUGUUGACCUCUUCGGUCCUCAUGAUCUCCAGCAGAUCAUCCAGUGGAAUGAGCAGUAUCCGGAAGUCGUCGAGUCAACUGUACCAGUUAUCUUCGCCGGGCAAGUGUCAGGUCAGCCAGACGCCUUGGCUGUCGAUGCUUGGGACGGCCGUUUGACAUAUAGUGAACUUGACUCUGUUUCGACGACCCUUGCUCGCCAUCUCGUCUCCCUAGGAGUCGUCCCAGAAGCUCUCGUGCCUAUGUGCUUCGACAAGUCGCGAUGGGCUGUUGUCGCACAGUUGGCUGUCAUGAAAGCCGGCGGUGCUUGUGUCAAUCUCGAUCCUGCCCACCCCCAAUCGCGUCUCGAAACUAUUGUCAAAGAUGCCCAGGCUACAGUCCUUCUGACAAACCCUCGCCAUGCCGAUGUCCUCGGUACUUCCACCGGAUUGCAGACGGUGCUGGUGACAGAGGACUUCAUUUCGACUCUGAAAGACCUGACGCAACAGCUACCAACUAUCAGCCCUCGAAAUGCCGCAUAUGUGCUUUUCACCUCGGGAAGCACUGGUAAGCCCAAGGGUAUCGUGAUUGAGCACCGCUCGCUCUGCUCAAGCUCCAAGGCCCAUGGAACACGCUGGGGGAUUGGCCCCGGGACUCGACUCUUGCAAUUCGCUGCGUAUACAUUCGAUGUGAGCUGUGCGGAUAUCUUCACCACGUUGCAAAGGGGUGGCUGUAUCUGUGUACCCUCAGAGGAGCAGCGCCUGAAUGAUCUAUCGGGCGCAAUCAACACCUUCCAGUGCAACUGGGCCUUCUUGACUCCCACAAUCGCUGCUCUACUACCUGCAGACAAUCUCCCGUCAUUGAGAACUCUGGUUCUCGGCGGCGAGGCUUCCACACGCGACACCAUCGCAAAGUGGCACAAUGUUCUCGAUCUCAUUGUCUGCUAUGGUCCCGCAGAAUGCUCAGUAUACUGCUCUGGCGCUCCUCCAGCCAUCGCGACCAGUGAUCCAGCAAACCUAGGUGCAUCUAUUGGAUCCAUUUAUUGGAUCGCUCACCCCCAGGAUUCUAACCGACUGACGCCCCUGGGAUGUGUUGGAGAACUGCUUCUGCAAGGCCCAACGGUGGCCCGAGGCUAUCUUCAUGAUGCCGAAAAGACCGCCCAGGCAUUCGUCUCGAACCCUGUCUGGGCACCAGUUCCAGGAUCUCGAUUCUAUCGUACCGGUGAUCUGGUGCGUUACAAUGAAGAUGGCACAAUCCGGUUCGUGGGUCGCAAAGAUAACCAAGUCAAAGUCCGAGGGCAGCGCGUGGAACUCGGUGAAAUCGAGCAUGCUAUCCGUCUUGCAAUGCCUACUCUCGCUCAUGCGACCGUAGAUGCGAUGCAAGAUCCCAAUCAUCCCCGGCAGAUUGUGGUCGCUUUCUUGCAUUAUAGCAAUCGCAGUGGCCCUGCGAAGCUCGUGGAUAUGUCUGUCAAACUGCAAGAAGAACUUGUGACCCUGCAACAGACCCUCGGUCAGCACCUUCCGUCGUACAUGAUUCCAUCCAUGUUCAUCCCCCUCUCCCGUGUGCCUUUGACCAUGAAUGGCAAAGCCGAUCGUCGACAAUUACGUGAACUGGCAACAUCCCUCUCUCAGGAGGAUAGCUUAGCCUUUUCGCUGGCCAACAGCGUGAAGCAGGAGCCAACCACACCAAUGGAAGUCCAGCUCCGUGAAUUAUGGGCUAAGGUAUUGCAAGCUGAAAAGCAUACCUUGGGCAAGAAUGAUCACUUCCUCCGGUGUGGUGGAGAUUCCAUCAUCGCAAUGAAGCUCGCGAGUCAUGCGCGAUCUGCAGGCUUCAACUUGACUGUUCAAGAUAUCUUCCAAACUCCGGUUCUCGAGGAGAUGGCGGCUCUGAUCUCCCAAAAAUCACUGCAAAUCCUUGCACCACAGUCAGAUGUACCUUAUACUCCUUUCUCUCUCAUUGGUGACAUUUCCCUAUCCGAUUUGCUUCCCAGCACGGCGCUUUCCACCAGUACACACCUGGAAAAUAUUGCAGACGUUCUCCCCGCGUCGGAUUUCCAGGCCUCCGCGAUUUCUCAUUCUAUGAUGAAGUCCCAUGGUUUGGUCAAUUACCUCUUCCUUGAUGGUGAAGGCCAGGUCCCAUGGGACCUGGCGUUUAUUCAGGAAGCAUGGACUGUCUUCCUCCAAGCUCAUCAAAUCCUCCGGACUGUAUUUGCCGCUCAUGGAGACUGCUUCUACCAGGUAGUACUCAAAGACGUAUCGCAACCUAUCGGGUGGUACAAGGUGGAAGAAGAGAUCGAACCGUUCUCCCACCUUCUUUGCAAAGAAGAUGUCAACAAGGACUUGCCCCUGGGCAGUCUAUUGACCCAGCUAGCUGUGGUUAGUAACCAAAAGCAACAUCGACUCAUUCUCCGAGUUUCUCAUGCCCAAUAUGACGGUGUCUGUCUGCCCCGCGUCUGGCAGAGUUUCCAAGAAGUCCUCUCCGGUCGCACUCCUGCUCCGGAAGUUCCAUUCUCCCACUUCAUCGCCAAUAUCCAUCCUCCUGGCCCAGACUCCCAAACAUACUGGCGGGAUUUCUUGUCAAAUUCCUCGAUGACCACCAUCAUUGCGCAAUCCAAACCACAAUACCAGAAUGUAUACGACCUACAUCUGACCCGAACAAUCUCAGUUACCUCCCAGUCCAGCUCUGGAAUUACCUUCGCAACCAUUUUGAAGACUGCCUGGGCUCUGGUCCUCUCUUCUUUGUCUGACAGUGCCGACGUUGUCUUUGGCCAUGUCGUUUCAGGUCGCAAUAUCCCUCAACUCAAUAUCGAGCAAGUGAUUGGUCCCUGUCUCAACAUCCUCCCUACCCGUGUCAAGAUUGACCCGACCGGGAGCAUCAAUGAUCUUCUGGACUCUGUGCAGGCUCAGCAUACCGCUCAUAUGGCCCAUGAAUCCCUAGGCACCCGCAAUAUUGUGCGAAGCUGUAGCCCAUGGCAACCUUCUACUCGCAUGAGCAGCAUUGUGCAGCAUCAAAACAUUGACCAAGAUGCGACGGUGACACUCGACAAUCAGAAAUAUUUGGUUGGUGAUUUCUGUCCCGCGGCAGAUGAGGCGGACAUUGCCAUUAAGACGACCCCCCUUGACAACAACCAGAUGGAGGUUCUUCUCAUCACCUCGUCGCGCUCGGUUGGGGAAUCCAUGGCAGCUACCCUUCUGGAUCGUCUUUGUAUCACAAUUCAGGCUAUUUGCGACUCCACAGACCCCCAAGUCGCGGUCUCACAAUUGAUCCAUUCUGAGGCCGUCCUCCCCUUGCCAAGUCCAGGGGUCCUGCAUGAGGACUCUGCAGUCGGUCGCAUCGAUGACAUUCCAUCAUUGGAUGCGGAUAAGCUCUCUGCCAUCUAUGCCAGCUGGCGAGAGGUUCUAGCUCAGCCUGAAUUGCCGUUGGACUUGGAAUCCGACUUCUUCGCCGUUGGUGGUGAUCUGGUCUCGAUCGCGUUGUUGACCGCCUUCUGGCAGCGCCAGGGAUAUCAGGUUGCUGUCGAGGAUCUCUGGGAUCAUUCACAAGUCCGUGGGAUGUUGGAUAUCUUGACUCGGGCGUCUGUCUAA
Penicillium vulpinum is the source of this 18525-nucleotide messenger RNA. Its product is annotated as HC-toxin synthetase. Gene Ontology annotation, cellular component: cytoplasm. Gene Ontology annotation, molecular function: catalytic activity; phosphopantetheine binding. Bases 1 to 18525 code for a protein of 6174 amino acids. NCBI's taxonomy places the organism in Eukaryota, Fungi, Ascomycota, Eurotiomycetes, Eurotiales, Aspergillaceae. The transcript is spliced from 4 exons. Gene Ontology annotation, biological process: secondary metabolite biosynthetic process; amino acid activation for nonribosomal peptide biosynthetic process. The record is from RefSeq and is a predicted model, not a curated record.